AUGGCGGUCGACUCGCUCAGACGAGUUGGACGUCCCGCGUCGAAACCGAAAGACCAAAAGUGGCGCGACCGACCAAAUCACCUUAGCGAAGCGGGUCCUUGGCUCAAGCCCAAGACUGUGACCCCUCAAAACAGCAAGACAAUCUAUACCGCACCCCAGGAGAUCUCAGUCUCAUCGAGCCAGCGAAAUCCACUCACCAAGCAGUCUCGCAAGCGAAGUGCCCCGAAGAAGCCGAAGAAAGGGGUGGAAAGCGAGCCAAAAGCACCGAAGGCAGCCAAGGCACCAAAACCACCAAAACCACCAAAGGCACCAAAGGCCUCGAAAGUCUCGAAAGCAUCAAAAGCCUCGAAGGCUGGAGACAAGGCCUCUCAGAAGGUUCGUGAGGCAAGGUGUCAAAAGGCCAUAGCCACCGAACUCGUCAAUAUUCCUCACAAUACCGUGAAAGACACGGCGCCGAUCCCAGUCAUUGCCGAAUCAAAAAACAAAGACGAUGGCUCAACGGUGAAAGGACCGACACUACCAAAACAAGCAACAGGGGUAACGAACCGCAAGCACUCUCUCAAAAAUAAGCGAGGUCUGCAAAGAGGUGACGGAGACAUCCGAGAAUUCUUUGUCAGCACUGAUAAAGGACAGCAUGGGGAGACCGGGACCAAGCGAAAGCAAUCUGGCGACGAUGCAAAGGGAGGCCCGGCGGCAAAGAAGCAGAAAUUGUGA
Exophiala xenobiotica is the source of this 714-nucleotide messenger RNA. RefSeq lists its product as uncharacterized. The record is from RefSeq and is a predicted model, not a curated record. The transcript has a single exon. Lineage: Eukaryota; Fungi; Ascomycota; Eurotiomycetes; Chaetothyriales; Herpotrichiellaceae. Bases 1 to 714 code for a protein of 237 amino acids.